Molecule: messenger RNA, 4441 nt
Organism: Spodoptera frugiperda (fall armyworm)
Lineage: Eukaryota; Metazoa; Arthropoda; Insecta; Lepidoptera; Noctuidae
Product: retinal homeobox protein Rx
Exons: 3
Coding region: 1066-2190 (374 amino acids)
Biological process (GO): regulation of transcription by RNA polymerase II
Molecular function (GO): RNA polymerase II transcription regulatory region sequence-specific DNA binding; DNA-binding transcription factor activity, RNA polymerase II-specific
Source: RefSeq, a predicted model, not a curated record
UGUUAAUUAAUAAUUAAGCGAUGGUGUCGUCGAUCGGCAUCAGUGCGCGUACGCCGCUGUCUCGACGCAGCGCGCAUAUCAGCUGCAUCCCGUGCGAGCUCUUUCUGUCACUCACAGGUACUGGGACGUGUGCAAUCCUAUUAUAUUUUUUUAUUUAAUAUUUAUUUUAAUUGAAGUGGGACAGUGAAUGUAAGGUCAAAUUCAUUGUGAUAGUACGCAAUUCAUUUAUAAGUGUUCUUUGGAUUUUUGGAUAGACAUCGUGUACAGGUACAUUAAUAUAGUCUCACAAGAAUUGGAAACAUCCUUGGUGAUUAGAGUGUUUUGAAAAUAAUUUGCAAUGGACGUUCUGAUUUUCCCACGGCUAUAAAUCAUGAAAGAGACAUACGAGUGGUGUUGAUGCGGAUUUACAAUAAAGGACUAUGGACUUUCAAAAUAAUGAUGUGGGCGUUCGUGCCCUACAAUAGCAACGAUACAAACAAAUAUUGGGAGAGUUUGUGGGAAUCCCGCAUGGUGCGCCGACGACAGCAGCGCGGAGCCGCGCGGCCCGCAGCACCCGGCGCGAGGGGAGCCGCGGCGCCCGCCGGGGGAGUGGCUGCACUCUGCCGCGAUUGGUUUCCUGGCGCACUCGUGCCACGGCCGUAAGCGCCCGCUUCACGUAUUCGAAUUUGCUCCCUCCAGCGUCACACUACGACUGAGAAUAGCAUUUACACACUCGCUCUCGACUCUCUCGGACGCACUACUCAUUGGUUCAAAAGCUACGUCGAGCGACGUAUUAUGGUAAUAUAAAUUGACCAACCGUAGACCAAAUUCGGUUAGUUCGUUAAAGUUGAUUAAAGCCAUUUAACCGGGACGGACACGAGGAUACGAACGGCGCGAGCGUUCGUCGAUCCCGGGGGUUUGGUUAAAUGAAGUCAAAUUGUUUAAUAUCGGAGUAGAUAAAUCUGAGUGUCGGGUCGCGUUCCGUGGAGCGAGCUGUGCACGGCAGGCAGCGAGGCCGCCGCGACGGAGCCGAGCGAGGUGCGCGCCGAGGUAGCGGGCCCGCUGCCGCCCGCCGCCGACGGCUACAUGUACGUGUGCGAGGGCGCCGGCGCCGGCUCGCGCUACGAGUGCGCCUUCGAGCCCGGCCACCACAUGGAGCAGCCACCCUUCGACGACCACAUGUUCGGCGAGUUCGGCAAGGAGCACCACGUGCAGGUGGUGGUGGGCGAGAUCAGUGAGCUGUACCGUGACGACCGCCCGGUCGCUUUCGCACCCGCCAGUGACCAGAAGCGCAAGGACGAACCUUUGCUACUGCAAGCAGUGGACUCCAGCCCGGCCACGCAUCCACCACCGCCGCCACCACCACCUUCUUCUAAGAAGAGUGACAAAAAGAAAAGCGACAAUAACGGAAUCAAGAAGAAGAAAACUAGGACCACUUUCACGGCGUAUCAACUAGAGGAGUUAGAACGAGCGUUUGAGCGCGCACCAUACCCUGAUGUGUUCGCAAGAGAAGAACUGGCUCUUAAACUUAACUUGUCGGAAUCACGAGUACAGGUCUGGUUCCAAAACCGAAGAGCGAAAUGGCGUAAGCGAGAACCUCCACGCAAAACUGGAUAUAUCGGUUCCAGUUCUCCGAGCUCCACGACUUUAGGAGGCAGUUUCUCUGGCAUCGGUGGCAAUCUACCAGCCUUCCCACAGAAUGGCCUCCCAGCUCCAUCUGACUCCUGGUCGUACCAGCACCCCUAUGAAUUAUCCUCGCACCAUCUUCUGUCAUCAAGCAGUGCUGGAUAUCCAAGUUUUAACACUCAGCCGGCAGCGUAUUCUUACACGACCGUCCUCAAUGGCCACGACGGCCAAAUGUUCGCUCCAAGGCAUUCCUAUGAAUACGGAGAAGGUAGUCCGCCUCCUUUGGGAGUCCGCGAUUACCCGAUGACGAUGGCAGCUCAUUCGCCACAGAUGGAGGCACACGCACACGACGAAAAGCUCGAGUAUCGUUCGCACGAGCACGAGGACAAGUACCCGGCGUGCGCGCUGCAGGAGGAGCCGCCGCGGUACGCCGCGCCCGGGGAGGAGUACGACAAGUGCGCGCUGGUUGCACACGACAAGCACUACGAGAUGGAGCGGCACUCGGACCUCACGCAGCCCGUCGUCGUCAAGAUGGAGCCCAGCAGCGGCCAGGCAUACACCACGCUGCCCCCUUUUUUGAAUUGAAAUACUCCUUUUCGAAAUUAUCCUAGCGUUAGUGUAUGAAGCCAGAGUAAUUUCGAAAGGGAGUAUUAGCCAGUAGUGUUGCAGUCGGUCAUGCAGACUGUCUUCUGUAUCCUUGUUUUGUUCUCAAGUGCUACCUAUACUUUGUAUGAAUUAAUUCACUAAUACUACAUCGUUUCAGUAGAAAUGAGUUCUUAUAAAGUGUAGGUGCUUUCGAUUUUAAAAUAUAAAUUCUAUUAUUGCUAUUCGACUAGGUAGGUAUUGAAUUAGUUAGGUACAAUUUUAUAUUUUUAUAGUUACAUUAAUAAUGCUUUGUUUUAAAGAUUUUGCAAUAAAUGUAAAUAGUACCUAAUUAUUUAAAUAUAAUAAAUAUAUAGAAUUAAACACGCGUGCCUAUAUAAAUAAUUAUUAAAUUGUUUGUAAGUUUUACAUAAUUUAUGAUUGUAGUAAUUUUGAAUGUAGGUCCUACUUUCCAUUAGAAAGCUAGUGGUGCAGACAUUUAUAUAAACUAAACGUUAUUAAUGCCUGAUGUUAUGAAUAAGGUCUAUUUCGCUAGCCUUUCAAUGGAUAGUAAGUAGACACUAUUAUAAAGAGUGAAAAUACUCGUAGACUUCGCUUCUCGUGCAUUCCUCGUGCCUUAUAUCGACAGUAGUGCCUGUUAUUAAUUGUUAUACCAGUUUAUCCAUUUUUGUAUUGUAUUAAGUAGAUAGACGUAGACAUAUUGUAUACUAAAGUACUUUUUCUCAGUGAAUUAAGGGUAAGUACGUUAAGUAGGAGAUAGUAUUUUGUAAAUAUGUUUUUGAAAACGUGAAACAGUUUGUGCCAAAAAUUAAUUAAUAAGUCGCCCAAACUUGGGGCAGCAUCCAAUAGGUGCUUAUUUAGAGAUCUAGUUCGUAUUAUAGAAUAGAUUGUUUAGGACAGUUUUAUACUAGAUACUCUUUGUUCCAGAAAUUUAGAUUUUCUUUACGACGACUAUUUCAUAGGCUUACUAAUCUUAAUUAACUUAAAAUAAUUAAUUGACAAUUUUUAUGAAGAAUUUUUUAUUAGUGAGCCAUGUCCAAAAUAAUUUGUUUUUGUAACGCUGACAAAGUUUAACGUGUAAAAUAACAACUACAUAACUUGUAUGCAACGACAAUACCUACGUAGAUACAUAUGCAACGCCCAUUUACUAGCCAGGGUACAGCCUUAAAAGCGCCAUUGUAAAUGAAUACUUAUCAAGAGGAUACAACGAAUAAAUUGCUACUCACCGCAUUGAAUCCAGAUUUAUGCCUAGGAGAUAAGUGUUUAUGCCUUGCAGUCGACGGACUUGACUGGGGUCAGGGAGGGCAACGACCUCUCAAGAGCCAUUCUUGCACUUAGGAUCACUCUUAGUUAUAAUACGGAACGGUCGACCUGAUUCUAGUAUGUACUACAAUACAAUGCAGUAGCACCACUUGCCAAUUCAAUAAUCACACUUAUCACUAUGAAGUUAAGGUGUAGAAUUAUACGAUAAGUCUUUUUUUUGUGGUGAAUGCUUUAAUUAAUCCUGGAAUUCUAUUUGUAGGAAUAUUUUAGUAAAUUAGACUUUUUAUUCUUAUUUAUAGGUGUCAUAAUCUGAUUGCUGAUUUUGUUCACAAGUAAACAAAAACAACUUUGUUUCAGCAAUCAGAAUGGAAAUUAGAUUUAUCGAUAAAAUAACUUAAAGAUACCUAGUAUUGUUUUGUUGGACUUUUGUUUGGACAAAUUAUGGUUUAAUUUUUGUGUUUUUCUUAAGGGAAGCGUGUAGCGUGUAGCGUGGGUUGGUGCACAGUAGAAUUAGUGCGGAUUGAACAUUAUAUUUAAAUAAUAGGUUUCUAGAACAUAAUUCGUUUUAAGUAGAUGAUAAAAUUUUUAUAUGCAGCUAGUUUUAAAAUCAUUUAGCCAGAUAAAACAACGAAUCCUUUAAUUGCCUUACAACGAUGAUGUUGCCUAGCUUAAGAUAUUAUUUCUUUUUUAUUUUUAAGUCAUAAAAUCAUAUUUAUUUAUUAAGAAAAGGGACCAAAGUGUUUACCAAAAAUAAACCUCUUUUUUACAUUCUAGAUAUUGCGAUAAUUAUACAGCAGGGUGUAUAAUAGUUAAAUAAUGAUUAUUAAAUAUCCUCUGCCUGUAUAUUCGUUUGUUAGAGCAUUUAAUUCUUUAAAUUAAGUUACAUUUAAGUUAAGAGAGCAAUAAGCUGGAUAUUUUGUAAUAUUUAAAUAUAAGAGAGACGAGAAAUUAUAAUACGAAUGUGCUUAAA